AUGAACUCUUUCCUACGCGUCUUCUUCAUGGUUGUUGCCGUCCUGUUGGUGGUACCUGCUUCCGCAUUCUCCCCUGUUGCCACACUCUCGUCACGAGGAGUGACUGCCUCCUCUGCUAGUUCCUUGGCCAUGGGUGUCGCUAUCCUAGAGAGAGAUUCGGUGAUCACCAGAGGGCCCGCAAUCCUCGAACGCACGGAAGAAGGCACUACCAAGGAACCCACCCGCGACCGAAAGCAGCAAGGGAACGAGAACUGGGAGGUCCGCAUCUACAAUGAUGGUCUCAACACUCGAGAGCAUGUGGCACGAUCGUUGGUUCAAGUGACUGGCAUGUCGGAGUUGAUUGCCUACCAGACCAUGAUGCAGGCUCAUCAGACUGGACUUGCCGUCGUUGGCCGAUGGGUCUUUGAAAUUGCAGAGAUGUACCACGAUGAACUCAAGCGAAACGGCAUUGUCUGCGAUAUCAUUCCCGUUGGGGAAGACGGUCGGUAG
Molecule: messenger RNA, 489 nt
Organism: Seminavis robusta
Lineage: Eukaryota; Bacillariophyta; Bacillariophyceae; Naviculales; Naviculaceae
Source: the annotation of a GenBank genome assembly